Paramecium sonneborni is the source of this 1535-nucleotide messenger RNA. The record is from the annotation of a GenBank genome assembly. NCBI's taxonomy places the organism in Eukaryota, Ciliophora, Oligohymenophorea, Peniculida, Parameciidae.
AUGACAGAUGAUGAUUUUGAAACCGAGUAAAAUUUGUUAGGAUCGAUUUUAUCAAGUAAAUUACUCUUUUAAAUAUAAGUAACUGAUGAAAAUGACUCUUACGAUUAGAAGAAAUUAAAUGUGAGUGCUGAAUGCAAUUAAACUCAAACUUAUAUAAAACUCUAAAAUUAAUAUAAGUUUUAAACGACAGAUUCAUUUAGCAAAUCCUUUGAAUAAAUAAGUUUAUGUUCAGAUCAAAUAUGCAGUCCUAUUUCACCAGAUAAAAAAGUUUAAUAUAAAAAUCCUGGAGUUUGCACUUCAUUUAGUUCGGAUAAUUAGACAAGUUUAGAGACUUCAAUGAUUUUUGGAAAUUCUGUUUGUUUUGAUUACUUUUAAAAAUCCCCUGAAUAAUUUUCACCUAUAUUUUUCAGUUAAACUAAUCAAAUUUGGCCUUAAUAUUAAAAACCAAGUCAAAAUUUAGAUCUAUAAUUAGAUAUUGAUAUUGUAAUUUUUUUUAAUAUUAAUAUAUUAUAGGAGAAUAUGUGUGGAAAUCAAGUGCUAUCAAGGAAGGUUUAAAAAAUAUUUGAGACUGGAUCACCCAAUUAAAGAUAAUAAAUAUUUUAUAAAGUAUAAGCUAAUUGUUAAGAAUUCUCAAAAGACAUUUUUGGUAAUUAUUUAAUUUAGAAGAUCCUUGAAAAAGGUAUUAAAAUACUUAAAUAUUUUUUUUAGGAAGUUUAGUAUAAUAAAUUUAGAUCUUUUAAUAAUUAUUGCCUUAUGUUAAUGAAUUAUCCAAAAAUAAUUUUGGAUGUAGAGUUAUUUAAAAACUUAUUGAUAUUAUUUCUAACAAAGAUCGUUUAAUAAGUCCAUUUAUUCAAGAAAUUAAAAAAAAUGUUUAAUCUCUGCUCAUUGAUUAAAAUGGUAAGUAUGUAAUUCUAAAAUGUUUGGAAAACUUUCCUAUAGAUGUAGUUAAAUUUAUAUUGAAACCAAGUGAAGAUUUAUGUGUAAAUAUGUGUGAUUCUUAAUAUGGAUGUAAAAUUAUCUAAAAGUUAAUUGAUAAUUAUCCAUUUUAAGUGGAUAAUUUGAUAUAAAUCUGUAUAUCGUAUUAAAAUCUCCUCUAUAAAUCUUAAUAUGGAAAUCAUAUCAUUUAAUAUGCCAUUAAAUAGCCAAAAAGUCUAGAACUUAUUGCAAAUUAUAUCUUUGAUCAUUUAGAAUCCUUAUGUUUCAAUAAAUAUGCGAGUAAUACUGUAGAAGCUAUCCUUGAAUAUUUAUCUCCAAAACUUAAAAAUAGUUUUGUUUAAAUUUUAAUCAAACCUUCAGAUUAAAAUGGAAUGUAAUACAAUAUAUUCUAUUUUAGGUUCAUUUUUGUAAAUAUAGCAACAAAUCCAUUUGGAAAUUAUGUUAUAAAAAAGUUAUUAUAAGUUUUUGAUAUUGAACAUACCCAAUAACUGUUAAAUCUAAUUAAAUAGAAUUCAAAUUUAUUAUAAUACUUAAGAUAAUCAGAAUAUGGAUAAAGAAUAUUUACUCUUUUGACAACAUAGUUAAAUGAUUAAAAUUGA